UCUAUCUCUAUCUAGUCUUCUGCCCUUGAUCUCUCUUCUGCAAUCCUGUGCUGUUUGAAAGAGACCCGUCACUAUUUUCUAUCCCUGUUCUUUCUAUUUCGCACCCUUUCAUCCGUCAGGGCGAGCUCCGAUCUCGUCCAUCGUCACCUAAGACAACUAAUUUUUCGAAAAAAGAGAAAAGAUCGUUUUUUGGCUGUUUUUUUGUUUUCUCUGUCUUUUAAACGGUUAAAGGUCGUAGAGCAGUCAACUACAUUUGGUUGCUGCUACAAAGAGAGCAUAUAUUAUUGAACAGAUUAAGGAUUCAUUGGUUUAGUAUAUCUGAAAUUACAAUAAAUGGGUUCCGAAGGGCCUUCAGUGAUAACUGUUCAUAUUACGGGAUUCAAAAAAUUUCAUGGGGUUUCUGAGAAUCCAACAGAAAAAAUUGUCAGGAAUCUGAAAGAAUUUAUGGAAAAGAAAGGACUGCCAAAUGGCCUUGUUCUUGGGAACUGCAAGGUUCUCGAGACUGCUGGACAGGGGACACUUGGUCCACUUUAUAAACUAUUGGAGUCUUCUGUGACUGGACAAGACCAUGAAUCGUCAAAUGUGGGGCAAGUCAUCUGGAUCCAUUUUGGAGUCAAUAGUGGUGCAACAAAGUUUGCCAUUGAGAAUCAAGCAUUCAAUGAGGCUACAUUUCGUUGUCCCGACGAGCUAGGAUGGAAACCUCAGAGGCUCCCUAUUGUACCUUCUGAUGGAAGCAUCUCACGAACACGUGAGACUUCUCUCCCUGUUAAUGAAAUUGUCGAUGGCUUAGCCAAGUUGGGAUAUGAUGUAAUGCCUUCGGAUGAUGCUGGUCGAUUUGUAUGCAAUUAUGUCUACUAUCAUUCUCUCCGGUUCACAGAGCAACACAGAAUCAAAUCUCUCUUUGUACAUGUUCCUCUCUUCUUGACAAUUGAUGAAGAAACCCAGAUGCAAUUUGCUGCUUCCCUUCUGGAGAUACUUGCAUCCUUGCACUAAUACUUCUCUCGGGUUUUAUGAAGGUCCCCCUGUAUAAGUGUCUUUUCCAUUUGGACCUUCAACAUUUCAUGCUGUCAGGUAUCAUAGAAUAAGAAAAGACAUUUGUUUGGUAGUCCAAAUCUUUGUGUCUGGAAGGUACAACAGACAUGAUAUCAUCAGCCUGGUGGGGCAAUUUAUUCACCAGAAAUCCAUUGGAGAAGUUCAUAUGUUUGUGACUUUUCCAUGUAUGUGCAUAAAGAUGGCUGAUAAAAUUCAUGUAUGCUUCAAGGGAUGUAAAGCAAUGCUUGCGUGUGUGUAUUUUGGUUAGAUCUUUCUUGCAAGGCAUGUAUCUUGAGAGAAUUCUAUAUAUUUUCUUAAUAAAUUUUGAGAAAACUUUUGCCAUUUAUCUAAA
This is a messenger RNA of Phoenix dactylifera (date palm), 1384 nucleotides long. RefSeq lists its product as uncharacterized. Gene Ontology annotation, biological process: proteolysis. The record is from RefSeq and is a predicted model, not a curated record. Gene Ontology annotation, cellular component: cytosol. Gene Ontology annotation, molecular function: pyroglutamyl-peptidase activity. NCBI's taxonomy places the organism in Eukaryota, Viridiplantae, Streptophyta, Magnoliopsida, Arecales, Arecaceae.